AUGAACCCCCUCUCCGCGCUGUUCCUCUCUCUUUCAUCCGCCUGGACCAGGAUCCGACUGUCGUCUGUUCUGGUCGUCGUCAAUUUCGGCAUAGUCAUUGCCAAUUUACUCUAUCUCCUUCUGAUUGCCGGAAUUACCGGAUAUGGCCUCUACAAAUUCGUGGUGAGUUCAAUUUUCGAAUGACACGUGUCGCUGUCAUUCAACACGUUAUAUCUCGGCCACCGGUGGAGUAAUCAAAAAGUGGUCAACUGAUAAAAUGAUUAUUGAAACAUUGCGCACAUUUUAUCAGUUGACAUCUUUUUGAUAUCUCUUCAUCUAACUGAGAUACACUGUUUUGAAUGUACAGUAGUUUCAAUCAUCAAUACAGUUUUGCAAAGUUUAGGAAGAUUGAGCAUAUUUUUCAAAAGAGCAACUUUUUUCCAGAUAUUUAUUUGGCACAAGUUCUCGAAAGGCCAAAUAGCUGCAAUUGCGGAUGUCAGUGAGGAUUUUCGAGAAGAAGUUUCUGGAGACCAGACGAAGAAGACGGAGCAGAUAGCUACGGAGAAAGAAGAAGUAGAAGCAGAAUCGGAAGAACCUAAAGAAGACGUGGAACCAGAAGCUGACGAACUGUGCCCAAAUGCGACAAAGGAUGAGGAAGUCUCGACCGUCACCUCCUACCCGAUGCUCCGCGAGCCGGUCCAAUUCGCCUUCGAAUCCGAUCCCUCGCUCAACUGGUACUUGGGCCGGUGGUACAGUGCCCUCUGCGGAGCCCCCGGAUCCUCCGGCCAGCCGCCCCAACAAUUCACGAACCGUCGGACGUUUGAAGCGCCCGAGCUCACUGUGACGAGCACUUCGGAGACGCUGGUGAUGGUCUACGCGUUGCCGGGUUUUGAAGUGAUGAAAAAGACGAGUCUCCGACCGAUUUAUGACGGUCUCUUCAGCGCCUCGUACUUUUCGUACCAGAUGUUGAGCCGGCGAGUGCAGGCAAUCUUCUUCAACUUUGAGGGAACACGCUACAACGCCGGCAUCGCCAUUUACCUUCACGACGAUGCGGCGCUUGGAAGCUAUGCGGAGAGCGACACGAGAAUCGUCGAAUCGUUCAUUCAAAGCGGCGAGUUUGUGAAGUUGCUCAGCUGCCUCGGCUACCACAUUCCUCGAGUGUUGAACUUUACGGAGACGGACUUGAUCGCAAAGUAUUCGGUGAAGUGCGAGCAUCUCAACGACCAGCUCAUCUUCGCGUUCAACGCAAUAUCGGCAAAAGUGGAGCAGUUCAUUCUGAACGGCGAAGAGCUCCGAUUCGAACGAGUCAAGUGUCCGCAUUGCAAAUUCGACGCGCAGCUCGCAUCCGAACAGGAGCCGCGUCGCAAACUUUUGCUGCAAAAAGAGUCCACCGCGUACGGCUACAAAACGAUGGUGGCCGUGUGGCGAAGUGUCGAAUCGUGGCUCGUGAAGAGCGUGCUCGUGAGGGAGAAGUUGGAGAAGCCGAUGUACGGACGGAUGUACGCGCAGCAGUGGAUCGACAUCAGAAGGGAGGAGCCGAUUGUGGAGGGCGUCGACGUGGCGGCGGCUGUCGAAUCCGAAUCCGAUUCCGAAUCCGAAUCCGAAUCCGAAUCCGAUUCCGAAUCCGAAUCCGAAUCCGACUAUGAACAUGCCGAAAGUGAGAGCGAGAUGGUCGAAGAAGCGCGAGUUUUGGAGCAAGAUGAAGCGCUCAACAGUGAAACGUUUGAUGAUUUUGAGACUGUCGAUUUGUCUUAG
Molecule: messenger RNA, 1734 nt
Organism: Caenorhabditis sp. 36 PRJEB53466
Lineage: Eukaryota; Metazoa; Nematoda; Chromadorea; Rhabditida; Rhabditidae
Source: the annotation of a GenBank genome assembly